CUGCUGACACUUCCCAUUAACACUCCUGUUUGGUUCCUGAAUGCAGCACUAUGCACAGUGAUGACGUAAGAACGCACAGAGUUUACUCUGCUUCGGUAGCGCGUGAGUUUUGUUUCCAGCUUUUUCGUACAGCUAACCAUUGUUGAGCUGCCACCAAACCAAUCAACACGGUAGCGUUAUGCAGACCAGGUGGCCAUGGCUUGGAAGUCAAGGACCCGCAGUCUGCAGGUAUUUGACACGGAGCUGAGCGCGGACACGGUGGAAUGGUGUCCACUGUCCCCCAGCCACGACAUCCUGGCAUGUGGGACAUACCAGCUGCAGAAAGCGGAAGGCGGAGAGGACGCCGCGCCCAGCCGGACUGGCCGCCUCUACCUUUUUCAGUUUCGCCGUGAGGGUCCGAUGAGCCCUCCUCUCACUGAGCUGCAGCGCCUGGAUACAGCAGCCAUUUUGGAUCUGAAAUGGUGCCACGUCCCUGUGUCAGGCAGGCCGCUGCUGGGAAUGGUUGCUGCUACAGGAGAGCUGCACCUCUACACUCUGCUGGAUAAUCAGGAAGGUGGGUGCAGUCUGCAGACUAUGUGCAGCUUGGAGGUUGGAGCAGAGCGCCUGGCUUUGUCUUUGGACUGGUCCACUGGUAGAAUGGACAGCAGUGACAUCCGGGUGGCGUGCAGUGAUUCUGCGGGUUGCGUCGGUGUGUUCUCCCUGUCUGAAGGAGCUCUGAUGGCUCUGUCCCAAUGGAAAGCUCAUGAUUUUGAGGCCUGGAUCACAGCCUUCUCCUACUGGAACACACAGCUGCUUUAUUCUGGGGGGGACGACUGCAAACUGAAAGGCUGGGAUCUCAGAGCUGCUCCUUCUAGCCCUGCUUUCACCAGUAAAAGGCACUCAAUGGGUGUGUGCAGUAUUCACAGCAACCCUCAUCUGGAGCACAUCCUGGCCACAGGCAGCUACGAUGAGCAGGUGUUGCUGUGGGAUGGCAGGAACAUGCGGCAGCCCCUCGGGCAGAGCGCGGUGGGAGGCGGGGUGUGGAGGCUGAAGUGGCAUCCCAGCCAUCAGUACCUUCUGCUGGCUGCCUGCAUGCAUAAUGACUUCCACAUCCUCCACUGCCAGCAGGCCUUAGAGGGCAGCGGGGGAGCCUGUCCUGUCGUUGCUUCCUACAUCCUCCACAACUCCCUGGCCUAUGGAGCCGACUGGUCCAGGGUGUCCCUGGAGGACCCCGCGCCGCACUCCCCUCCUGCCACAGAACCAAAGGAAAGCCUCGCUCAGAGCAGAGGACACUUGCGCAUUCAGUACGAGUCUCCAACUGCCAGCUUCGACACGUCCCUGGAGGAUGACGCAGGUCGGUACAUCCCAGAGGCGAGUGGACCGCCCCCCCGAAGUCCAGCUCCGGUGCCGGCCCCCAGCCUGGGUCAGGACGCUCCGUCGCUGUCCUGUCUGCUAGCUAGCUGCUCAUUCUACGACCACAUGCUGCAUGUGUGGCGCUGGGACUGGACUCCAGAAACGUCCCAACAGGAGUCCCACUAACAGUGACUGAGCUGCAGCCACGCAUCCCAUAAACAGCCUGAACUGAGUGAGAUGCAACAAACACAUGGACCACUCUCCUACAAAACAUGAGAGAUUGACUUAGCAGAAAUGUCUAUUUUGAUUAUGACACUUUUUUUAUAAUAAACACCUCCCAUGUCUGUAGUGAACAUGUCUGUAGCAGCAGCAGUGAGACGGCCCUUCAUCCUGUUACCUACGGCAGAGGAUGUGAUGCUUGGUGUUUUAGAAACAUCUGGUGACCUCUGGCAGAAAACUGACCCAAACCAACACAGAAGUGGUUCAUCAGGUACAAACUUAACCCUGUUCUGUAUCUAUUGUUGUCACAUGAUAUAAACAAGGGGUCUCGAAACUUUGUCAUGUGAGCCAAAAUAAUCAAGUCAAAAGGACUUGUGGGCCAAGAAAAUAAGAAAAAAAAUAAACUCUUAACAAAAAGUUG
This is a messenger RNA of Poecilia latipinna (sailfin molly), 1972 nucleotides long. It is a transcript of the gene dph7, whose product is annotated as diphthamide biosynthesis 7. The transcript is spliced from 10 exons. Gene Ontology annotation, molecular function: protein binding; diphthine methylesterase activity. Gene Ontology annotation, biological process: protein histidyl modification to diphthamide. The record is from RefSeq and is a predicted model, not a curated record. Bases 196 to 1518 code for a protein of 440 amino acids. Lineage: Eukaryota; Metazoa; Chordata; Actinopteri; Cyprinodontiformes; Poeciliidae. Gene Ontology annotation, cellular component: cytoplasm.